Rhopalosiphum padi (bird cherry-oat aphid) is the source of this 4146-nucleotide messenger RNA. RefSeq names its product histone-lysine N-methyltransferase eggless-like. Gene Ontology annotation, cellular component: nucleus. Bases 1033 to 3960 code for a protein of 975 amino acids. The transcript is spliced from 2 exons. NCBI's taxonomy places the organism in Eukaryota, Metazoa, Arthropoda, Insecta, Hemiptera, Aphididae. The record is from RefSeq and is a predicted model, not a curated record. Gene Ontology annotation, biological process: negative regulation of gene expression; heterochromatin organization. Gene Ontology annotation, molecular function: protein binding; DNA binding; zinc ion binding.
ACGGAUUUAAGGUAAAUAAAAACAAGAUCAGCUGAUCGAGUGUCAAUUUGACAAUAUAAUUUAUACAAUUGGUCCAGUGAAAGAACAAAACCAUGACCUGACGUAAAUCGGUUUGUUGAUUUAUUCUGAUAUUUCUUCACAUAACCCCAGCAUAGCGUUCCCGCCGUGCUACGAGACAUAAUAAUAAUAAUAUAAUACACAUACACCUACACCAUAAUAAUCAUAAUACCGACGAUUGACGACAACCGUUACUACUAGCGCUCUCUCUAUCGGCCAGUAGCACGAAUUAAGAUAUUAUAUUAUAUUUUAGACAGCACAAAAAAAAAAAAAUGAUUAGGUUAGGUUUUUCGUGUAGCUCACGUUCUAGGGUCCUGCUCACGAUCUUAAAAGAGUUAAUAUAGAAGAUAAAACGAAACAAAUUUCUUUCGCAUAAUCGCAUCCGCUUACUUGAACGUAAAACAUAUAAACGUUUAUGAAAUAUAAUUUACUCAAUUUAGUUAUUUAAUCUAUCAGUGGUUCAUACAUAAUACAUAUAGAUAUGACUUAGUUCCUAGCUCGUGAUAAUGAACUCGAUUUGUUUGAUAACGAUUAUUAACGAUGUAUUCUUUUGAUAAUUUUUAAAAUGUCUUGUUGUCAAACACCGUCAAUCAUUUUUGUAAAUAUGAACCAUGAAUUAGGAUAUUAAUUCAUGAUAUGAACAUACAACAACAAUCCAAAAUAUACAGACAGCCGCUGAGUCAGUAGAUGACACUGAUCUUCGAAUAAUAUAUUAUUAUUCAGAAGACGUUCAUAAUUUCUUAAAUCGCUAACUAAUAACUAUGUUUCUAACAGUUUUAAGUUUUUCCUUUAGUUUGUUAUACUAACCAGAGGUAACUACUAUUGUUUAUAAUCCAUUUUUAACAUCCAUACAUGUAAAAUACCAACAGUAUAAACCUACUUACCUAUACUAUGUAUCACCAAAUAGCCCAAAUAUCAUUAUUAUUAUAUUAUUUAUAUUAUAGUUAUUGUUGAUAUUACUGUUGUUACAGCAACAUGUCCAAGCAUUGCAUUAAUUUGUAUUGCCAAUCAAAAAAAAAUGAAAAGCUCUAUGCCGCCCAACAAUCUGUAUGCAAUUAUUAUAGUGUUCAGUACAAGCCGUAUCAUAGGGUUUGUGCGGCCUGUAGAGAGGAAAGCAUACAGUAUUUAGACAGAAUUACUACACAUAUGAAAAACCAAGAAUGCAUAUUCAAUAAUAGCUAUUCAAAAAAAUGUAUCAAUAUUAUGGAGUUAUCAGACUCUGAUGACUCUAAUUCCAUCAACAUUGCAGGGCCAUCGACAUCAAACCCAAAUUCCCAAAUAACCAAAUUGUCUAAAUCUAUACAUACAAUCUGCAACAAAUCUGUUAAACCGUUAGUAACUGUACAAAAGGAGAAAUGCAAAACCUAUUUGAUUUCUGAAAUAUCUGAAUUGAUUGCUGGAAGAGAUCAAGUAAACAAUGCAAUGCAAGAGUCAGAUAAUAGUCUCACAAAGUUAUAUAAUAAUUUAUACAAAUUUGAUAAACAACAGAAGUAUGUGUUUGAUGAAGAAAUAAGUAUUGUAGAAAAUUAUGAACCAGAGAUGAUUAUAGAUAAUGAUGUAACCAUUUUAAUAACGAAACAGUUACCCGGACUGCCAGAAGAUUUGCCAAAAAAAGGUAGAAUAAGAAGGCGCUCACUAAAAAUGGGUGACAAAGUCUAUGGCAUGAAAAAUUCACAACUACAGCCUUGGCUUAAGGCAACUAUUAAAUCUGCACUUAGUGAUACAUAUUUUAGUAUUAUAUUUGAUGACGGAAAAGAAAAAUCUUUAAAAAUUAAAAGCUUAGCAUACAUAAAUACUUUAAGAAAAGCGCAGUAUCCAGUAGGUAGUAGAGUCAUCGCCAAAUUCAAAGAAAGGAACAUUAAAUUGUCAAAUAAAUUCUACGUGGGAGUAGUAGCAGAACCACCAAAAUAUCUCAAUAACUUCAGGUACAUGAUAUUCUUUGAUGAUGGAUAUACACAGUAUGUGUCCCAUAAGGAUAUUCGUCUUGUGUGUGAUGAGUCAGCAAAUAUGAUUAAUGAUAUACAUAAGAAUAUUAGAGAAUUUGUCAAAGUGUAUUUACAAAAAUAUCCAGAACGCCAAAUGGUAAAGUUUAAUAAAAAACAAAUAGUGUUCACAGAUCUAAACAACCAAUGGUGUUUAGCCAAAGUGAUGAAUUUAGAUGCUUCAUUAGUUCAGUUAAAAUUCCUUAAUAUUAAGAAUAAGCAUACAGAGUGGAUAUAUCGAGGCUCAAAUAGAUUAAGCCCAAUAUACAAUCAAAUGAAUAGUAAUAAUCAAGAUAAGCGUAUACGUGGUACAGGGUUGGUUGGUAUUAAUAAGAUAUUAAAUCUGCCUUAUGUUGAACUAGAAAACUUGACUGAAAAUGAAAAAUUCAUUAAUAUUAGUGAUAAUGACACCGAAGAAGAUAGUAAUUUUGCCUCAUCAUUAGAUUCAACUCAGAAAACACAGAAACCUCAAGAAAAUAAUGGUGUUAUUAACAUUAUUGAAAUACCGGCUAACUGUCCAAAACCACUUCCCCACAAAAACCAUCAGUGUUCUCAUUUAUGUAUGUUAUGGGUUCACUAUGACUACACUCAAACAAAAUAUAUGAAUGUUUUAAGCAUUCCAUUACAUUAUGGAUUCACAAGAUUAAUAAAAACAGAUAAAAAUGAAGAAAUUAAAAAAGUAAUAUAUACCACUCCUUGCGGGUGUAAAAUAAGAGAUGAACAUGCAAUGUACAAUUAUUUAAAUGUGACAGGGUAUGGUAAUAACCAAAUGACUAUCGAUUUAUUUAAUUUUGAUUGUUUGAUGAAUCCGUUAUCUUCGUUUAAAGUACCCAAAGAAUAUAUUCGCGUACACGACAUAUCUUAUGAGAUGGAAUUCAAAACAAUAAGCGUUGCCAAUAGUUUGAAUGAUUUGGUACCAAAACACAUGAAGUAUAUAACAGAACGCAAACCUACCUCGGGUGUUAAUAUAAAUUUAGACUCAAAAUUUUUAUGUGGUUGCGAUUGUACUGAUAAUUGUCAAGACAAAACAAAAUGUUCCUGUUGGCAACUUACCUAUGAAAGCAAAAAGAAUUAUCCAAAUUUAUUUAAAGACACUGACAUUGGCUACAAUUACAAACGACUAUACAGUCCAGUGUAUACGGGUAUUUUUGAAUGCAAUAUCACUUGUAAAUGUGCAAAAACUUGCUUGAAUCGAGUUGUUCAGGAACCACUGAAAACUUCACUGCAAGUGUUUUUAACUAAAAAAAAGGGCUGGGGAGUAAGGACACUUGCUGAUAUUCCUAAAGGCACUUUUGUUUGUAUAUGUGUUGGAGAGGUUCGUACAGAGAAAGAUGCUGAAAUUGAUGGGGCCAUAAACGGUGAUGAAUACCUGGCAGAUUUAGAUUUUCUCAAAACAGUUGAAGAGAUCAAAGAAGGAUAUGAAAGUUGUGUGCCUGAAGAGAAAAGUAAAAAAUAUAAGAGUUCAUCUGAUGAAGAGUUUAAUCCUCCAAGUUAUUCCAAGAGUAAAAUGAGUAUGUUUAAAUCUAGAAGGUCAUUAAGGAAGAAUUUACAAAACACAAAUACAAAAAUUGAUGGCAAACAUCAAUUGUCUAAGCUAAAUACCCAACAAAAAUUUAAAAAUAAACACAAAUCUAUGCUAGAAUACUUAUACAAAGACUGUGGUGUUUACACAUUGGAUGCUAAAGUCAGUGGGAACAUAGGUCGUUAUUUCAAUCAUUCCUGUGACCCAAAUAUAUUUAUUCAGAAUGUUUUUAUUGACACUCAUGACCUUAGAUUUCCAUGGGUAGCAUACUUUGCGUUAUCAAAUAUUUCAGCUGGAACUGAACUAGCGUGGAAUUAUAAUUAUAUUAUAGGGAGUGUGCAAAACAAAAGACUGAAGUGCUACUGUGGAUCAAAAAAUUGCAAAGGCAGACUAUUAUAAUUUUUAUUUAUGAUCAAUAUUUUUUUAAUUAUUAUAUGUUUUUCUACAAUAGAACAAAAGAUAUUAUAUUUAAAUGAUUUAAAUGUAAAUUAUUAUAUAAAAAUAUUGAUAAAUUUAAUUUUGUAUUUUCUUGAUAUUUUUUUUAUCUUAAAUUUUACAAAUACAACAGAUUACACUAGUUGCUUA